UAGAAAUUCCCUUGAUAAGAGAAGGAGCGGGAGGGGCUGCUGGUUUGAUGUCGCUGGAAGGAGAAGAAAAGGAGCAAGAGAAAUGCCUGGCUGGGAAAAAGGACAGCAGCCCUAGCGGCUACUGUUGGCUGUUGGAGAAGGAGAAGGCAACAAAAAAUGUUGCUGUUCUUUGAUGGAGAUGAGCAAGAAGCAGAGGGAGAAAAGGGAGAGGCGGCAGCAAGAUCCUGCCCUUAGAAGAGAAGGAGCGGGAGGGGCUGCUGGGUUUGAUGUCGCUGAAAGGAGAAGAAAAGGAGCAGGAGAAAUGGGGAAGAGGUUGGAGCUAGCCUACGGCUUCACCGAAGAGGAGAAAGGUUCUUCUCCUCCCUUACCUUGUUCUGUGGUGCUGCCCUCUUUCAACCGCAGCAGCUACAGGACAUUGCUGGGCAAAGGGAGAAAGAUUCUCUUCCUUCUUGUCUCAGUAGCUUUCCUUUUAUUUCUUCUUCCUUGUUUCAAUCAAUAGCAACAAAUAUUGUUGCUUGCUUUUGUUCCUCGCAACAAGCAUUGGUAUUUCUAUCACUCGCUCGUAUUGCCCAGACCAAGGGGAAUCAUAAGUGUUUCCUUAUCCAAUAUUCUCGAUCAACAGAGUUGUUGUCUGUCCAACGACCAAUUGGGGGUUCGAUUGACUUGAUUUGUUGUAUCAACAAAACACCUUCAUUGUUUUAUCGGUCGAAGGAAAUUAUGAGAUGGAACCACUCGAUGUCAAACUCUAUGAGAAAUACAAGAAUUUGAAGAAAAGAAAGUUCACAGAGGAGGAGGAGUGGAACCAUACAAGAGAUGCUGAAUCGAGAAGUUUUCAGUCUGCUGUGGAGGACUUGAUAGAAGAGUUGAAUAAAGAAAACAAGGGGCUUCAUCAACAGUUGGAUUCAUUUCAGGAGAAAUAUGAUGAAUGUAGAAUGUUACUGCUUGAAGAGGGCAAGAAAUCCAAAGAGCUCUCGGAUGAAGUUGAAAAACUUCAGAAUCUUUUAUUGAAGAAGAAAGAAAUGAAUAAUGCUCUGUUGUUUUCAUCUCCGUGUACAAGUUCUAAAGUUAGAUCUGAAGAAAUAUCUAAAAGCCCUCCAGGACAGAGAAUAACAGAAUCAUGUGGGGAAAAUGGAACUCAACACAAAGUGCUGACAGUCGUUACUUAUAAUAACAAAAAAACUGGUACCAGUAUGAAAGAAUACUACAAGAGAAACUUCAGCAGUCCAGGUAAGCAAUCAGAUGAUCGCAGCAAUUUCAUAUUCCAGACUCUUAUGAGGUUCUUAGUGGGCAUGGAUCUUUAUGUCGAUAAUCAAACUGAAAGCCCCUCAAUUUUGGUGGUUCACAAAACUAGUGGUUACAGCUUUAGCUUAACAUGGAUAUAACAUGAAGGUGAUGAAGGUGAGUGGAUGUAUCAUGUUUCUUCACUAGGGACUUUAGAGAGCAUAGCUUGGGAUUGGAUGAAGGAAGACAUCAUAUUUAGCGCAGUCAUGUGUCGUGAUUUCUUUGAAAGGGUAUCGCUCAUCAUCGGGCGAAUGUGACUAAGAUUCAUCUUUCAUGGAUGAAAGCCUUGGAACUCUAUACUUAAACAAUUAGCAGCAGGGUUCAGCAAAGUUAAGUACCAUUAACUUGUAGCGUUUUGUAUAAAGUUUCUACCACUAACAGAGAUCCGUGUUUCCAGAUUCCCACCUGUUUGUUCAGUUUUAACUUUGAAUGAUACGUAUUUGUUAUGUUUUAACUUCUGUUAUGCUGUCAAAAGGUGGGUC
Zingiber officinale is the source of this 1763-nucleotide messenger RNA. RefSeq lists its product as uncharacterized. Gene Ontology annotation, biological process: developmental process involved in reproduction. The transcript has 10 exons. Bases 723 to 1382 code for a protein of 219 amino acids. Lineage: Eukaryota; Viridiplantae; Streptophyta; Magnoliopsida; Zingiberales; Zingiberaceae. The record is from RefSeq and is a predicted model, not a curated record.